This is a messenger RNA of Heterocephalus glaber (naked mole-rat), 1341 nucleotides long. The record is from RefSeq and is a predicted model, not a curated record. NCBI's taxonomy places the organism in Eukaryota, Metazoa, Chordata, Mammalia, Rodentia, Bathyergidae.
AUGCCAUCAAUUCCCAUUCAAUCGAGCGCGCGCCCACGCCCCCAACCCAUCCCGAAGGCCGAAGGCCGGGUCUGUGACGGGCACCGGCCCUGGCGCUGGCCCACUGCGGCCUCCCCACUUCGCCCCAUCCCUUUCCCCACGGCCGGGCGAGGGGUGCGCCCGCGACACGGUGGCGCGGGGAGCCAGGGCCAGCAUCGAGUCCCGGGCCCGCAGGCGACCUUCCGCGCCCGGCCCUGCCCGCUCCUGCGGGUUCUUCGCCAGGCCCCGGCAGGGCUCGGUGCCCGUUUUCCCAAGAAGUCCGCCUCUCGGCGGCCCCGCCAGGGCACCCAGCUCCGCACGCGCUGCGUUCCCGGCGAGGGGGCCGCAGGUGCGAAGCCGGACGGUGAUUGCCGUGCCAGUCACCCGCUGCCCACGGCGCCCGGUUGGGGCGCGGCCACCACGCGCGAUCCCUCGCCGCGCCCCAUCGCGCCCUGCACCCUGCGCGCCGGCCCGGGAGCCCCGAUCCCGCGCCGCGCCCGCGCCUUACCCUGCGAGCCGGAGCGGGAGGAAGACUGGCCGGAGAAGGCGGCGGCAGCGGGGGCGGCGUCGGGCGCGCCCGGCGGGAGCGCGGCGGCGGAGGGGAGCGGCUCCCACAAUGGCCGAACUCGCGGCGCCGAGCCCCCCACCCCCAGCGUCCUAGCGGCGGAGGUAGCGGAGCCGGCGCAGCCGCCCAACCCGCUCCCCCGCCCCCAGCGCCGACGCCGUCCCCCGCCCCCCGAGGCACUCGCCGCCCUGCACCCCACCCCGCGCCUCAGCGCGCCCCGCGGGUCUGCUGCCCCGUGCCGUUCUGCACUGACCUCGCGUCCUCCUGCUGACCCCGAGCGCCUUCUCUCUGUCGCUCCCCCUGCAACUCCUCCCAGGCGGCACCCAGGGUCCCCUAGGCCAAUUCACACCCCCACAUUACCCGCCCUCGGCUCCGGCGACCUCUCCGCCCUGGCCUGGCGGCCACUCGCUAACCCAGGCCGGCCUCCGGCCUCCCCCCCCCCCCCGGGAGCGCUCUGCAGCCAGGCCCAGAGUCGCUCUCCAGGAUGCCGGCUGCCUCUCUGCCUGAGCCCAUUCUGGAAUAACCUUCGCCUGGCCUCCUUUUGCCCACUUCCCCUAACCCACAUUCUGUCCCCACUUCUGGGUCCCCUCGAGGAGAAUGCCCUGCAGGAAUUGAAUGCAGGAAGAACCCGAGGGAGACUCCAUCUUCCCCGCAGAGAAAAAGGGAAGAGGGGAGCCAGGCCCCAGGCUGGGAAUUCAGACUAUAGAUUAGACCCAGCCAGCCCUAGGCGGAGCCUUGGAGGAAGCUUCAUUCACUGA